Messenger RNA from Labrus mixtus (cuckoo wrasse), 2205 nucleotides. RefSeq lists its product as uncharacterized. The coding region runs from base 289 to 1557 and encodes 422 amino acids. Gene Ontology annotation, biological process: negative regulation of microtubule depolymerization. The transcript is spliced from 10 exons. NCBI's taxonomy places the organism in Eukaryota, Metazoa, Chordata, Actinopteri, Labriformes, Labridae. Gene Ontology annotation, cellular component: membrane; microtubule cytoskeleton. The record is from RefSeq and is a predicted model, not a curated record.
GGAUGAAGGGACACGGGCAGCGGUGGACUCGCAGUCCAGUGUCGGUUGGUGAAGGACAUGCAAGUAUCCUGUCUUAUAUUGUGUAACGUUUUAAGGCUCUUUAUGCGAGAAAGACUUACCCUUUACUGUUGAUAAGCUUUACACGCAUUUUUCAUCGUAACUGGAGGGAAAAGUUCAGUAUUAGUGAUGCCCCGGAGAUGACGCCUGUAAUUUUUGGCUAGGUUUUACUAAAAAAUAAAGCUAAGUAUAAUAUUUUGCUAACGCUACAGAAACAUAAGAUAUAUAAAAAUGCGAACGGCGUUUCUUAGACAUGUCCGACGUUUCCCGUGGGUCACCAACGUGACUCUGUACGGCGGUCUGUUCGCUGGAGGGGACUUCGUCCACCAGUGGUUCUCCCACAGGGAACAACUGGACUGGAGCCACACACGGAACGUUGCAGUGGUCGCGUUCAGUUUCCAUGGCAACUUCAAUUUCUUCUGGAUGCGGUUCCUGGAGCGAAGGUUUCCCGGGAAUUCUGCCGGGAUGGUGAUGAGGAAGCUGUUGUUGGACCAGACUACAGCGGCGCCCCUGGCUACCAGCGUGUUCUACACAGGUGUCAGCUUCUUGGAGGGCAAAGAUGACAUAACGGAAGACUGGAGAGAAAAAUUCCUGAACACUUAUAAAACAGGGCUAAUGUUCUGGCCUUUUAUGCAGUUUCUGAACUUUGCGUUGGUGCCUCUGUAUUUGCGGACCACCUUUACCGGCUGCUGUGCGUUUGUAUGGGCCAUCUUUCUUUGCUUUUCUCGUCAGAGCGGUGAUGGCACAGCUGGUGCUGCUUUAGCAUGGUUGUUCCCUCCUGAAGAGAGUGAAGCAGAAUCCACAAAGGAGAACUCAAACUCCAAGGAAAAGAUGGAUGCUCCCAAAGAGGCAAUUGUAGCAAAUAAACCUGCUCAGAAGUUUAUGUCUUUGGGCACCGAUAUGGAGCUGAAGAAAUCUAUUUCGGACACCGAGCGAGCGCUCAGGAGCUACGGCGCCGUGUCGGAAACUGCAUGGACAACGGACAAAGGUCAUUCAGACGUGUCCAUGGCAGAGAGCACCAUGGCUCCAGAGGAGCUCGAGGUAGAGAUGACUCGUAUCCAGCGCCUGCGAGAGGUCCUGGUACGCCGAGAGUCGGAGCUGCGCUUCAUGAUGGAUGACAUUCAGCUCUGCAAAGACAUCAUGAGUUUAAAGCAGGAGCUGAGGCAGAUUGUGACAGUACCAGAGAAAGAAAAAAACAAGAAGCACCAGCAGCGGGAAGAGGAGCUGAUCCUGAAAAUCCAUAAACUGGUGCAGAAGAGGGAUUUCCUGGUUGAUGACGCUGAGGUGGAGAGAUUAAGGGAGAGAGAGGAAGACAAAGAGAUGGCCGAGUUCCUCAGACUGAAGCUGAUGCCUCUGGAGAAAAAGCUCAAAGUCACACAAAAUCCUCCAAAGCCCAAGAGACAAAUCUUGGAGCUGCCUCCCAACAAACCAUCCAUCACCAAGUCAGGAGCAGCCAUCAUCAAGGAUUGCUGUGGAGCCACCCAGUGUGCCAUCAUGUAACUGACAAGGACCUCUCUAUGAACCCAUCCAUGAGUCAUAAACCAAAACACUCACACCACAUGACAUGCCAUAAACCAUUCCUGGUUUCUCAGAAUAUCUCAGCUGUUGUUCCUCAAAUCUGUUCAGAAAUCAAGUUUUAAUUUCAUUUAAGAUGGAGUUUCAGCUCCAAUGUUUUAUUUUAGGGUUUAAGAACUUCACUAAUCACUGCUAGAACAAAAACGUAAAGGAGCUUCUUUUAUUAAAUACACUUAAAGGCACGGGGAAAAAAUGUGCUCAAUACAAAUGUAACAUUUUAACUAGAUUAAGAUGUUUAGUAAGAUUCCUUUAAGUUGACUAUAUGAUCUGCCAUAGUGUUGGAAAAUAGAACUAGAAGCACAAUGUAAGCUAAUUGAAACACAAAUGCUGGGGUUCUCUGCCUGACAGGAAAAAAAACAAAACAUUUGACCUCACCCUGACAUGUAUGACAAGUAUUUGGUUUAACAACAACAGUGAUCCUCUUUCACUUUAAGAAAACUCAUUUUUAUCACCGCUCCAAGGUGGGAGAACAAUGUGGCUUUUGACUGCAGUUUAAAUGAGAAACAUUUAGAGAAAUUGGCAGGUCGUGGGCCCUUCUGAACCGGAGCGGAGCAAUCCUUUGACCUCUUGCCU